AUGAGCAACCAAGGACCACCACCACAAACACUCACCCUCCGCCGGAUAAACUCAAUAGCCACCUCAUUUGUUAUCCCCACAAAGCUCUCCCUCCACACCUCCAGUCUCCCUCCAUCACACUUAGACGGCACCCUUCCUUCUCACCUUGACAUCUCCCUACCCCGCCUAAAAUCCUCUUUAUCCUACACUUCUAUCAAAGACCUUCUCCCUUCUGCCACCGUUAACUCCCCAACAUCGGCUACUUCCAACACCACUUCCACCUAUGAAAUUCCCAUCCGCAACCGCCUUGUUAAGCAAGCUGCCUGGGCUUACCUCCAGCCCAUGUCCUCCUCUCCUGAUUCCUCUGGCACCCACUUCCUCCGCCGUCUCUGGCUUCGCUUAUCCGCCAAGAAUCCAAUCACUGCUUGUUUUGGGUUCAUCAGCGUUUGUGUCAUUCCGAGCAUAACUAAUGCUUUUGAUCGGAUCCUCCGUGCCAUUCGAGUCCACUUCAACAAAUAA
Messenger RNA from Populus euphratica (Euphrates poplar), 498 nucleotides. RefSeq lists its product as uncharacterized. The coding region runs from base 1 to 498 and encodes 165 amino acids. The record is from RefSeq and is a predicted model, not a curated record. The transcript has a single exon. NCBI's taxonomy places the organism in Eukaryota, Viridiplantae, Streptophyta, Magnoliopsida, Malpighiales, Salicaceae.